This is a messenger RNA of Danio rerio (zebrafish), 919 nucleotides long. Lineage: Eukaryota; Metazoa; Chordata; Actinopteri; Cypriniformes; Danionidae. The record is from RefSeq and is a predicted model, not a curated record.
UAAUUUAUCCAAUUAUAAAUCCUUUACACAUGUCAAAAUUCUAUCUGCAGUGAAUGAGGUUAAAAUUCUCCAGACUGUGGACCCAGCAAAACGAGAGGAGUUCUUUGAAUAUUCCUGUCAGCUAUCAAUAGAUCCUUUAACAGCCCAUCCAAACCUGGUCCUGUCAGACAGAAACACUGUGGUGCAGAUGAGCAAUGAGCCCAGACCGUACCCAGAUCAUCCUGACCGCUUCGACUAUUGGCAACAGGCACUGUGUAAGCCGGGUCUGGCAGGAGGACGAUAUUACUGGGAGCUGGACUGGAGAGGCACUGAAGUGGACAUUGCUGUCACCUACAAAGGGAUCCAGAGGAAAGGAAAUGACAAACCUGGCAGCUUCGGAAGGAAUGACAAGUCUUGGAGUUUGUACUGCUCUGAAUCCGAAUACUCGUUUAUGCACAACAGCAAAAGCACGGCUGUAUCUGUGCCCAGGUCCUCAAGGAUUGGGGUUUAUGUUGACUAUGAGUCUGGGACACUGGCAUUUUAUAGUGUUUCUGACAAAAUGACACUGCUGUACAAGGUGCAAACUAAAUUUACUGAGCCUCUUUACCCUGGCAUUGGAGUUUGGGGAUACGGGACAACAGUGCGACUGUAAUAAAUCUACGCUGUAAAAACUAUAUAAUCAGUAAAUCAUGACAACAUAUUCUUUUUAUUGUAAUUUCACUCACUCACUAUCCUUCGGUGAGAAGCCCACACUAGUGGACAUUAAUUCCAUGUGGGCCUUUUGAGGGCUUUUUGUGAGAUUUUAAAAACAAAUUAUAAUUAAAUAAAUAAUUUUUUUUAAUACAGUAGGCCUACCUAUGAGUGAAAAAUUAACCCUCAAGGGUCACCACAGCGGAAUAAACUGCCAACUUAUCCAGCAUAUUUUUUACACAACGAAUUA